Molecule: messenger RNA, 8297 nt
Organism: Osmerus eperlanus (European smelt)
Lineage: Eukaryota; Metazoa; Chordata; Actinopteri; Osmeriformes; Osmeridae
Gene: filip1b
Product: filamin A interacting protein 1b
Exons: 6
Coding region: 328-3963 (1211 amino acids)
Source: RefSeq, a predicted model, not a curated record
UUGCUCGCUCACUCACCCUUUCACUCAUCCUCUCAGUGUGUGAAGAAGACUGCUGGCCCAAACUUGGGAGAGGACAAAGCUGGUUGUUUAUCUUGUUCUUCUCUUCCUGUGACCCUGACAUAGAGGAAGAAAAGGACACAGACUGAGGGAUAAGUUAGAAGAGAGGAGGAAUAAGAUAUACUUUUGUGAAACUUCAGUAGUGAUGGUGCCUGAGCUUGUCAUACACUAACAAAAGUCAAGCAGUUUAUACUCUGAGAGUAGUGACUUAGUGACUGAAAUAUUUACACGCUUACGAUUUGGGAUUGCUGAGAGCAGCGCCAGGAGAGAAUGAGGUCAAGGACCAGUGCGAUGGAAGGUCCAGAGGACGAACACAUCAACGUGGCCCCGCCCACCAAAACCUUCAUCCGAGAGGAAAAGGAGAACACACCAGAGCAGAUGAAGAGCAAGAUGAAGGGUCAGCCAGGUGAAAGAGAGGGGAAGACGGCCGUGUCAGCGACGGGGAAAACCCCUCCGAAAAACUCAGGGAGAAAAUCCGGACUGAUAGAUCUCUCCAAAGAAGACCUUCUCCGCCUGCUGGGUGUGAUGGAGGGAGAGGUUCAGGCACGAGAAGACAUCAUCCACAUGUUGAAGUCGGAGCGUCCGCGACCAGAAGCCCUGGAGGCUCACUACGGCUCGGCGCUCCCCUCCAAGCCCCUCCUGGCCCUGCAGAGAGACAGCCUGCUGACCACCAACACGACAGCUCUGGAUGACGUCUACGACACACCCAUGGCUGAGCUCGACCGGCUGGAGGAGAAGCAGAGGGAGACGUACCGGCGCAUGCUGGAGCAGCUGCUGAUGGCGGAGAAGUGCCACCGGCGCACGGUUAACGAGCUGGACGGGGAGAAGCGCAAGCAUGCCGACUUCAUGAACAAGAGCGACGACUUCACCAACCUGCUGGAGCAGGAGAGGGAGAGAUUAAAAAGGCUGCUGGAGCAGGAAAAGGCGUACCAGGCUCGUAAAGACAAGGACCACAGCCGAAGGCUAGAGAAGGUCCGAGAGGAGCUGGUCCGACUGAAGUCCUUUGCCCUGAUGCUGGUGGACGAACGGCAGCUCCACAUCGAGCAGAUCGACCUGCAGAGCAACAAGGUCCAGGACCUCAGCCAGAAGCUGCAGGAGCGAGAGCAGCGCCUGACCGCCGCGACCGGCACGGCCCAGGAAGACAGCCAGAAGGUCCUCAAGCUCGAGGUGGAGUUGGAGCACAAGGCCGCCAAGUUUUCCCAGGAGCAUGAGGAGAUGACCGCCAAGCUGGCCAACCAGGAGUCCCAGAGCCGCCAGCUCCGCCUGAAGCUGGCAGGCCUGGGCCACAGGAUCGAGGAGCUGGAGGAGAGCAACCGAGCUCUGCAGAAGUCGGAAGAAGACCACCAGGAGCUGAGAGACAAGAUGAGCAAGGGGGAAUGUGGGAACUCCAGCCUCAUGGCGGAGCUGGAGAGCCUCCGUAAGAGGCUUGUGGAAAUGGAGGGAAAAGACGAGGAGAUCACCAAGACGGAGAGCCUUUGCAGGGAACUGAGAAAGAGACUGCAGGACGAGGAGAGCCAUGGCAAGGAGCUGAGGCUUGAGGUGGACAAACUGCAGAAGAGAAUGGUCCAUCUGGAGAAACUGGAGAGCACUUUUGACAAGAGUAAAACCGAAUGUUCACAGCUUCAUAUAAACCUGGAAAGAGAAAAGAACGUGGCGAAGGAUCUGGCUAUUGAGAUGGAGGCGGUGAAAAGUCGUGUGAGAGACUUGGAGGGUUCGGAGUUGAGACUCGAGAAGGUGGAAAUGGGCCUGAAGGAUGACCUGAUGAAGCUCAAGUCCUUCACAGUGAUACUGGUGGACGAGAGGAAGAACAUGGCGGAGAGAAUCAAACAGGAGGAGCAAAGAAGUGACGAUCUGAGUAAGAUGUUCAAAACGGAGCAAGGCAAGGUCAUGGAGGUCACAGAGAAGCUCAUUGAGGAGAGCAAAAAGCUCCUCAAACUGAAAUCGGAGAUGGAGAUCAAAGUGACAAGCUCGACUAGAGAGAAGGACGAACUGAAAACAAAACUCGCAAGUGAAGAGGAAAAGUGCAGGGAUCUGACAUGCAAGGUGAGCGCAAUGAAAAAGCGCAUGGACGGCCUGGAGGAGGCGGAGAGGGAAUCGAGAACAACCAGGGCCAACCAGGACAACUACAGACACCCCGACGAGGACAACAAAAUCAAGGAGCUGACUCUGGAAGUUGAGAGACUCAAAAACCGCCUCAAGCAACUCGAGGUGGUGGAAGGUGAUCUGAUGAAGACGGAGGACGAGUACGACCUCCUGGAGAAGAAGUUCCGAAUGGAGCAGGACAAGGCCAAUGCCCUUUCCCAGUUGCUGGAGGAGAUGAAGGGUCACAUUGCCAGGAACAAGGCCAUAGAGAAAGGGGAGGCCGUCAGUCAGGAGACUGAGCUGAGAACGCGAUGCAAGAUGGAGGAGGCCAAGACCAGAGACCUUCAGGCAGACGUCCAAGCCCUGAAGGAGAAGAUCCACGAGCUGAUGAACAAGGAGGACCAGCUCUCCCAGCUGCAAGUGGACUACUCUGUUCUCCAGCAGAGGUUCAUCGAGGAGGAGGACAAGAAGAAGAGCAUGAUCCAGGAAGUGGCGAGCCUCGCCAAGGAGCUGGAGGCCACCAAGCGUUACAGUCGUGCCUUGAGGCCCAGCAUGAACGGCAGGAGGAUGGUGGACGUGCCGGUCACCUCUGCUGCUGUGCAAACAGACCUGGUGACCAGUGAGCCUGUCGAAGAGGAAACCCCCGCGGUGUUCAUCAGGAAGUCGGUCCUGGAGGAGAACCACAUUAUGAGCAACCUGAGGCAGAAGGGUCUGAAGAAGCCCACCGUUCUGGAGCGUUACCCGCCCGCUGCCACGGAGCUGAGCAUGAGAAAAUCCUGGAUCCCCUGGAUGAAAAAGAAGGAGGCGAUCACCGUAACUCAGACCGGCCCCAACAAGGUGACUUCUCUGGACAACGAGGAGUCCUUCCUUCGUCCCCCCGAGGUGACCAUGUCGCAAAAACCUGGCCAGCCUCUGCGCAUCCGAGUAACCCCCGACCACAAGAACAGCACGGCCACCUUGGAGAUCACCAGUCCUAGAGCCGAGGACUUCUUCUCCAGCACCACCAUCAUCCCCACCCUCGGCCUGCAGAAACCGCGGAUCACCAUUGUCCCCAAGCCCACCACCAUGUCCUCCAAGAGCAGGGCCGGCGAAAGCUUCGGGGAUCCCGACAGGGCCAAGUCCCCGGUCACCAUAACCACCAUCUCCAGGGCCAAAUCCCCCGAGGAGCGUCGGAGCGCCUCCUCAGACAGCGGUGCCUUCUCCCCCGUCUCCAUCAUCACGGUCAGCACCACCCCAGUGUCUGAGGCAGCCUCACCGGGGGCCCAGGAGAUGACAACCGGCCACGCCGUGUUCAAGGUGACCCCAGACAAGCAGACAGUGCCGGCUCCUGUCAGGAAAUACAACUCCAACGCGAACAUCAUCACCACCACUGAGGACAACAAGAUCCACAUCCACCUGGGCCCGCAGAUCAAGCGGUCUGCAGAGGGAGGCAGCAACAGCAGUCCCAUGCUCACCAUCAGGCCCCUGACCGUGAGCACGGAAAGCAAAGACACCGCCACAGGGACGGUGCUUCGCUCGCCACGCCACCCGAACGCCACCCCGGGAAAGACCACCCCCAGCAAGGUGACGAGCAGCAUCACCAUCACCCCCAUCACCUCAGCACCCUCCAGACCAACACAGUCAGUGCCCGGUUCGGAUGUGCAGUCAACUCGGGCCGCGGCCACACGAAUCCCUGUGUCAAAAGGUAUGAAAACGGGGAAGGCUGUUCUGGGUAUGUCCACGGUUACCAGGUUAGAGUCACGAGCAGAGAGCCAGUCAAUGAAAAUAGAAGUGAGGAAGUCUGCAGUCUGCAGAUCUGUCUCCUCGGGGGGAGGGAAGAGCUGAGAGCCACACGCUGCCAUGGAAACACACCUCCCAGGACUCCACAUGAUUCCCCGCUUAUCCUGUCUUCUUCCAAAAACAGACAGGGCACAUACAAAAUGCUUAUCUGCACAGACACACUGCAGGACAUCUUUACGAUUUAAGACACAGCAUACUGUAGCUUUAUAUAUACUAUAUAUAUAUAUAUAUAUAUAUAGACAGAUUCAGUGAGCAUUCUUCCUGUACAAACAAUGAUAUUGCUUUGUCCGCACAUUGUAUUUUGAAAUAUAUGUUUGUCCUGUUUAUCCAUGUGUUUUUCAAGCUGUCAGAGUGACACAAAAGCGUUUCCAUUGCAUGUUUUCAUGUGCCUGAAUGCAAUGCUUUUUUUGUUUUAAUUGACACAAUCAGACUAAUUCUCAUCAGGAUUUUCACACUGUGAGUAGACAUUUUUGUUUCAUGAUUCAUUUUGCCAAUACCAUGUAUAUUUCACCCUGACUCAUGGAGGUUUCCGGAUACCAAAUCUCCCUGAAAUGUGUGUAUAAAAGCCAAUUUGAUCAUUUAUCUUCCACACGUAUUUGUUGCACCAGUAAAAUAAACUUUUUCUUUGAAACACAACAUAAGACUUCUGGAUAUCCGUACACCAUUGAUGUAAAAAGGUUGCAGAUGCCAAAAGGUCAGUGAAGUAAAGUUUCACGUCAUGCAAAGCAUGCACUAUAGUGUAUGUACUGUAGGUGAGUAAACAUUACAGUAGGAAGCCUCCAUCUAGUAAUACCUUUUCUGUUUUCGGUGACUCAUCUGCAGAACAGCCCAAACAAAUGACGAACAUGACCCGUAAUGUCAUCAUCCGGCUUGCAUGAGAUGUAUAAGCCACAAAUCAGAUUGUAUAUAAAAAGUCGUCCGUCUAAUUUUUAAGGGGAAUUUUUCUUGCAAAUAUCAAAGACACGGACACAGACGUUACCUGGGUUGAAUUUCAAACUAAUACAGUUGUUUCUCUUAGUGUUAGUACUUCAAAACGACCCUUGAUUGCAAAGUUGUUAAUUUUGCUUAUGGCAAAUCCUUUUUCUCAGUGAGUCAGAGAACUUUACGGAGAGAGUAUAGGAGAGAUUCCCAGAGUGGAAACAGAAGGAGACAGAUCAUGUAUUGGCCCAGAUUCCUGAUAUGAUCUAGCCCGGCUGUAAAGGAUUUGAUUGAUGGACUUCCUGAGGACCCACCACAGCAUGUGACACAAUGUAUAGUUGAGGGCAGCACAUUUGGGUGUCAGGCAUGACAUUUUAUAUUCACUUUGGUAUUUUUGGUAGGAUAUAGACCAAACAGAGACUUGUAAAAUAAAUUAAUAAGUAAAAUAAACAGACAAAAUAUUAUUUACAUUAUGAUCAUUCAAGUAUGGCCUUUUUACAUAGAGACACAGGUUUUUAUUCAAUCCUUUUAUUCAAUCCUUGAUACUCCAAUCCUUAAUUGCGUUUAACAGCAUGUUAAAUAGAUGAAAACUGUACAAAAGGGAAAAGGGCUGUGACAAAAUGAUGGCAUGAAGUCAUGUAACUGUUGGCCUGUCUCUCCUGUACCAAUUCUCUGUUUCUCUCACUGCCUACUGCUUUUUUUGCUCUCCUGACGGCCGCCUUUCUCUUCCACUCAUCUCAUCUCUCCAGAUACACACACUGAAAAAAGAAUAUUGUAGGAGUCUCAUUCAGAUCUAAUCACUUCCAACACUGCCCCCUUUCAGUACCUCCCAUCUUCCCUCUUCUCCUGACCCUUUUCGUUUCCUAAACCAAAACAUGAAUGCAGAAAAUAUGGGAAAUUGCUUGCUUCAAAAGCAUCUCAAAUACUGUAAAGGCACUAGAAGAAUGUCUCUAUUUAUAAAUAAACAGCUCCCUCACAUGGACAGAUGUUGACAUAACUAUAUAAACGUGCAAACAUUGAGAGCAAAUAAAAAACGUAUUCUUCUGUUUGGAAUAGGUCAGCAAUACAGUAUGUACAUUUAGUCAUUUUAUUUACAUUUACAUUUGUAGGCAUGUAGGCAUUAUGUACAAUAAAUAACCAAUCAUUUUGAAAUGGAGAACUUCACAUAAACAUCCAAGGGAUCUAUUGAUUGACCACUGGUCACCUCAUUGACUUUUUUUCCACAGAUGGACCAUAAUCAAAACCAUAAUUAAACAAGGAUGUGGUAGGAUAUCCUGAGAUCACAAAACUAAACAGAUCCGGGUCCAGAUAGAAAAAUUCCACUCAAGGUGCUGAUGCUCUCAUUGUUAAGACUUGAUUAAACAUGGCCUCUGAGUAAUUAAGAAAUACUUAAAUCUGUAAGCAACCUUCCAAUCUAAACUGAUAACAAAUGACCGAUGCAAAACGUAUCCCACUAUCCUAAUGAGCUAGAAUGGAUGAACAAAGGUUUACAUAAUCAGUCAAAUGAGGCAAAUAAGAAAGACUCACUGAUGUCAGGGUUCAAGGGAGGGCAUCCCUGGAUAGCCAACAAAGCAGUGCAGAUGGAGAGAGAUGGGUAGCAGACCAAAGCAAGGCAUGUUCAUAAUAAGGGCGAUGGCUUCAGUUGAGUCCCCUCUCUUGGGAGAAGCAUCUGGAAACCAGGGCUGUGUAUUUGUGAAAAGCUGAAACACAGAGACUCACAACAAGGAUAUUUGACUUUGAUUUCAGCUACAUCCUGCACAUGUAAGCCAUCAUCCCCCUGGGGUUGAUUUUGGUGGCUCAAACCAUCACUCCUGGUUAAACCGUCAGAGCCUAUUUCUUUUUUUUUUGUACAUAUUUAGUCAUUUAGCAGACGCUCUUAUCCAGAGCGACUUACAAAAAGUACAGGGACAUUACCCCCAAGGCAAGUAGGGUGAAGUACCUUGCCCAAGGACACAAGGUAAUUUUGCUUGGCCAGAAUCAAAUCGGCAACCUUCUGAUUAAUAGCCCGAUUCCCUAACCGCUCAGCCAUCUGACUCCCUAAAUAUAAUGGUACAGUCUACUCUCAAUUUACGGAGGAUCCCAUCGGUUAUUUUACUGGACAAUGACAACAAGGGUCACAGUGUGGAUCCACAGACAAUAACUGUUAAUACUUUUACUUAACUUUUACAAAUGCGUUGAUAUUAACGCAUUUGCUUCUAUUAACAAACAUUUGGCUGCUGAGUUAUACAGCAAUUUCAUGAACAUCUUCAUGCCAUUGUGCUGAUUUAGGACAUCAUGUUUUUAACUUGCAACAUUCCGACCUGUAAUCUGUAACUUUUUAAUUCCCGGCUUGGUGAAAGGUUAGUUAGCUGAACUAUGAUUUCUUCUGUGAGAAUACUAGACAUUGAGAGAAUACACCCACUACAAUGAUAAAGGUUUUCAGCUCGACUCUGUUUGUAAAAUUGCCUUGUACAAUUCGGUUGGUCAACCCUCAAGGUAACAUAAAAACAUUAACAUUUGAAUUUCUAUAUUUUUAUGUUGGCUUUCUGGCACAACAUGCCACUCAUUGUGCUAAACAACUUUUGUUCCCACAGGAAAUGUUAUGCACUAUGUGAUUGAGCCUAGAUGAACAUUGAUGUGGAUUUCCUACACCUUCUCUGACAACCACUCUGGAGUGCAACUCUUUUGUCAUUGUGUGCUGCCACAGAGUCAUCAACAUCCUCGUAAGGGAAAACAUUGAGCUGAGGUCUUGAGGGGCAGACGUGUGUGAAGUGUCUAUGACAUUUCUGACAGGAAUUGGGUUGGGAUUUGACUGAGAACUAAGACAAAUUAUCCUGGAGAGAUACAGUAUACAAAUGUAACUGAGUAGUUGUUAAGGAGUGCACAUAAAACCCCUAAAUAAGUAUUAUCUACAGUGUGUAAAAAGAUAAUGUAAUUUAUAAUAGGCCGAAUUUAAAUGACUAAAGUAUGUGACAUUGAAAUAGCCAAUAUUCCCUUCAGGGUAAAUUGAGGCAAAUGUAGCAUAUUGACAGCUUUUGAGGGAGACACAUUUUGAUGGAUUGAUCAAGAUAAGAUAGGGAGUGAUAACACUGAACCCAAAUGUAGUUAACAAUUGUUACAAUAUUUCUUGUCACUAUAGUGUUGUGUAAAAACAGAGUUACGUUUUCUCCCAAUUAUAAUCAUCCCUACACAUGAUUUGAUGAUUUAAACGAUGCUGAUUUAAAAGUGCUUCUCAUGAAGAGGUGGAGGAGGGUGUGGGUGCCAUUAAAUAUACUGGCAUCUUAAAGUACUUAGACAUUUUUGGUUCCUAGCAGGUAACAGAACAAGCACAACAUCUUUCCUGAGAUUAAUGAAUUUAUGUUUUGUAUCUUGCAAUGUUGAACUUUUUGAAGCAGUUAUUAAACAAGCAUACUUGCAUUUCUUGAUAUGAUUUAGCCUACUGUACUGUGUGGCUCAUUGCAAUGACAAGCAAUUUAAUUAUA